AUGUCCGACGAUCUCCUUGCAAGAAAUCUUGCCCCUGAAUCCACAGCCCUAGAGGCAUGGAAUCGUUUGAAGGCUAUUUUUUUGAACAACAAAAGCGCUAGGGCAGCAGCUUUGGAACAUGAGUUUAACAAUCUGACUCUCAAAAGUAUGCCCUCCUUAGAGGUGUACUGUCAACGCAUCAAGGAUUUGGGUGACCAAUUGAAUGAUGUUGAUAGUCCCGUGAAUGACCAGCGCUUGGUUCUUCAAUUGGUACAUGGUCUCCUGGAAGAGUAUGACACGGUGGGCUCCUACAUCAACCAAAGUAUCCCAUCAUGGGAAACGGCUUGCAGCAUGCUUCAACUUGAACACCAAAGAAGCUCAACUCGUGACAAUCUUUCUUCACCUAUUGUUAUGGCUGCCAUAACCAAUGAACCUGUGCAAAACCAACACUAUCCAACCUAG
Molecule: messenger RNA, 441 nt
Organism: Helianthus annuus (common sunflower)
Lineage: Eukaryota; Viridiplantae; Streptophyta; Magnoliopsida; Asterales; Asteraceae
Exons: 1
Coding region: 1-441 (146 amino acids)
Source: RefSeq, a predicted model, not a curated record